This is a messenger RNA of Scomber scombrus (Atlantic mackerel), 1105 nucleotides long. RefSeq lists its product as uncharacterized. The transcript is spliced from 2 exons. The record is from RefSeq and is a predicted model, not a curated record. NCBI's taxonomy places the organism in Eukaryota, Metazoa, Chordata, Actinopteri, Scombriformes, Scombridae. Bases 181 to 1038 code for a protein of 285 amino acids.
UAGAGCGUGUGUGUUUGGAGUUGGAGCUCCUCGAUCUUGAGGAAGAAAUUAUUGUAUUACUAAUGUUGUGGCGCAGGCGACAGAAAAGACGUUUGCGGAGGUGGUCUGUACGACCAUUAAACCAGUCGAGGCAGAGAACGGGUGAAUUUACCGCACUGGUUCGCCCACUGAGAGACCUGGAUGAAGAGAUCUGAGGUCUGCAAAGCAUUGUGGAGGUCUCUACAGUCUGAAUUUCUUCCAUGUCCUUCACCCGGCCAGUGGGAAGCUGUUGCUGCAGACUUUUGGCGAUUGUGGAACUUCCCGAACUGUGUAGGAAGCCUCGACGGGAAGCAUGUCAACAUCAAGAGUAAUCACUCCAUUGUUCUGAUGGAAACGUGUGAUGCUAGGUAUCGCUUCACCAUGGUGGACAUGGGUGGCUAUGAAAGGGAAAGCGACGGGGGCAUUGUCAAAGAGAGCAAAUUUGGUUCAAUGCUGCUUGACCACGAGCCCAAUCUGCCCCCACCAGCAAAACUCCCCGGAACAGAUGUCCAGAUCCCCCAUGUGAUUGUUGGUGAUGCUGACUUCCCCCUACACUGCAAUCUCAUGCGUCCCUUCCCAGGGACAAAUCUGAGCACGGAGAAGCAGACCUUCAAUUACCUUCUUUCCAGAGCCAGGCAGGUAACAGAAAAUAUGUUUGGAAUCAUGGCAGCAAGGUGGAGGGUUCUUGGGCGACCAGUUGAGUUCCAGCCAGACAAGGCGGUGGAUGUUGUGAAGGCAUGUGUUGUCCUGCACAACUACCUGGCCUACAACGACGAACUGAACACACCCGAUAACAGGUACAUACCACCAAGCUUUGCAGACUCCGAUUCAAGUGGAUCAGUAGAGCCUGGGGAGUGGCGAAGACUGGUAGCAGGGGACUCAAAUCUGGUGGGACCCAUAGAUCCCUCACAGAUGUCAAGGCGCCAUUCCACCAGAGCAGCCCAGGCUGUCCGCAACGAUUUGACUGCCUUCUUUAUGUCACCUCAAGGACUGGUGCCUAGGCAGAACGACAUACUGUAGUGUGCCGUGGCACUCUUGGAUAAUACAGAUUUGGGCAGCAUGACUUUGAAGUCUGUAGAAUACUGCA